Molecule: messenger RNA, 2315 nt
Organism: Anopheles darlingi
Lineage: Eukaryota; Metazoa; Arthropoda; Insecta; Diptera; Culicidae
Product: reticulon-4-interacting protein 1, mitochondrial-like
Exons: 8
Coding region: 559-2037 (492 amino acids)
Cellular component (GO): mitochondrion
Molecular function (GO): oxidoreductase activity
Source: RefSeq, a predicted model, not a curated record
UGGUUCGGAAAUCGUUGCAAAAAGUUGGGAGUUUUUAACAUUUUUCACGAAAUUGUGAAUUUUGUGAUUAAAAUAAAAGUGAUGAGAGCAAAUUAGAGUCAUUUGCAACUCCAGUCGUCGUUCCCGCUGGAAAAGUGCCCAGAAAAGAUUCUUCCAACUCCGGCUCCGGGAAGCAAUCACUGUUCUCACAUUAAACCCCAUAGUGAACUGCGGCAGAGAUAUCGAAAAGAAACCCGCAUCCAUCACUGCAAGAUCCUGCAAUUACUAUAAGCCGAACCUCAAAAUCGCGUUGGAAAAUCGAACAUUCGAAACACAAGGAAUCUCUCGGGAAUAUGGAAAACUGAUAGUGAAUCGUGCAAUUAUCGAACGAAGGUUCGACCUACCGGUACUCUACGAAUUCUGCUGAUCGAGCUAAACAUAGAAAUGUGUAAUUCUCGGGAGUGGUCCAACCGAAAUUGAAGAGCAGCUCGCCAACCUAGAACGACUGAGGAAAUCGUCUUCAGUUUCCCGCGGGGAAAAACGGGCCCUAACAAGCGCCUGUAGUUGGCGCCCGGAGAAAUGGACGCUGCCAAGCAACGGUUGGGCGAAGUCGUCGGGAAUGUGCAGAAUAACCUUACUAUGGCAACCGAAAGCGGUCUACGCGUGGUGCGCCAGUACUCCGACGAGGGACGCAGCAUGGCCAUGCGAGCUCUAAACGAAGCCCAAAGCGAGGCUGGACCAAUAAUGCGCAAUGCCUGGACCAACUUUUUACAACUAGUUCAUCGACUGAAAGCCACUGCCCGUAAUGUUCUCGAUCCAUCGGUACUCAUCGAAGAGUUGCGUAUUAUAUUCCGAGAUGAAAUUGCACGCAACAAUGCGUUUCUGGUGCUGAUCGGUCUCGGUUUCGGUACGACCGGUGGCUUUAUGCUGGGAAUGUGGAUCGCUCGACCGCACCUACCGACACCGAUUAUGAAAUCGAUCGCAUCUACCUCGUUCCGCGAUCCGGACAAUGUGGUCGUUUGCCAGACGGCCGUGCCACAGUUUCAAUCGGCUUCCGACAUACUGGUGCGCGUUAGAGCCGCAUCUCUCAAUCGUAUUGAUCGGCGUAUCGCGUUCGGAUACGGGCGAACGCUGAGACGGUUGAUCCGUUGUUAUAAUAGCACCUACGAUCCGGAAUUGCCGCUCGUGCUCGGUCGCUCCUGUGCCGGUAUCGUCGAAGCGGUUGGAAAUGGGUCAAAGAGUGGUCUCGAGAUUGGUGACGAAGUGUGGCUGGCAACGCACUGGUAUGAACCCGGUGUUGCAUCGGAGUUCGUUGUUGUCCCCGAAACGCGCGUCUCUCGUAAGCCUUUCUUGAUUGGGUUCGAAGGAGCCGCCAGCUUACCGUACAGUGGAUCGAUUGCUCUCAAUCUGCUCGAUUCAUACCGUCUCAACGAACACACAUGCAGUGGAAGAAGGAUUCUGGUGCAGGAUGCCUGCUCUCCGGUUGGUUGUGUCAUUACACAGUUGGCCCACAAAUGGGGAGCCCACGUUGCCGUCACUUGCCACACUCGCUCUGUUCCGGUGAUUAAUAAUUUGGGUGCUGCCGAUAUCAUAACCUUCGCGAACGAACACUUUCGCUCGAACUUUAUCGACGUGAAUGUGGACAAAUCGAACUUCAUCAACGAGCUGACUUCGCGAGAGAAGUUCCACUUUAUCUUUCUUACCACCCGGCUCGGGUACGAUUACAAAUUCAUGGAAAAGUUUCUCACCAAAGACGGCGUGAUCGUGGAUGCGGUCGAGCCGGAACUCUCAACCGAUGAUUACGGUGUUGUAGGUCGGUUCUUCCUGGGUACGUACGUUCGCUUUCGCCGUGCCCUGGCCUUCCUCUGCCGUACUAACGUCGACUGGGGAGGGCCUCAUCUGUGCCAUCGGAUGCUGGAACGAUUGGCCGGUUUCGUGAACGAUGAAACCCUAAAAACCGUUGUCGAUAGAGUCUACACUCCGAGUGAGGUUGAACGAGCCCUAGAGCAUAUCUGCAGCGAAAAGAGUAUUGGCAGUACCAUCAUUACGUUCCGAUAGGAACCGCUGGGGGAAUGCCUGGAAUACAAUCAACCGUCGUAACGAUCCACCACCGACGACAGAGCUAAGACUUGUGUAAUGCCGAGGAGAGUGUUUGUCCUCGGCGUUGCCAUCUGUAUACGCCGCUAGCGCCUGUUAAUUUUUUUUAUUUUGGUUGAGUUGUUCUGUUUUAUAUUUUUGCGCGGUAGAUUAGUUCCGUUUCCGUUUGUGGUGUAUUAGAAUCCAAUUUUUAGGCGGUUUUCGAAAGGAUGAUUUUGAAAUAAACAAAUCGAACUGAA